This is a messenger RNA of Ceratitis capitata (Mediterranean fruit fly), 6858 nucleotides long. RefSeq names its product muscle M-line assembly protein unc-89-like. The transcript is spliced from 24 exons. The record is from RefSeq and is a predicted model, not a curated record. Lineage: Eukaryota; Metazoa; Arthropoda; Insecta; Diptera; Tephritidae. Gene Ontology annotation, cellular component: axon; neuronal cell body; plasma membrane. Bases 429 to 4655 code for a protein of 1408 amino acids. Gene Ontology annotation, biological process: synapse organization; homophilic cell-cell adhesion. Gene Ontology annotation, molecular function: axon guidance receptor activity.
AAUUAUAUUCUAUUUAAAAUUCAGUUCGAUAGAUACUCACGUCCAGAGUAUGUCGUGGAUCGCGCAACCGACCGAAAACUAAUAAUUUAUUAGCCGAAGAAUGAAAAUUCUUAAUGGUAUAGCUUUUGCUGCUGUUUUUUCAACAAAUUUACUAAUAUUACAGGACACGAUAGCGUCGAGAGUGAGAGAGCGUAUAUUAUUAAGAGCGAUCUAACAACUUUUAAGUUAAAAAUCAAAAAAGAUUUAAACAGCAGACUGGAGUUGUUACAUAAUUCAUAAAGAGAACGAAAAAAAAAUAACUAGCGAAAAAAGCGUCACAAUAUUCCACACAAAGUCUCAAAUUCUUGCAUAUUAUUUUGAGCAGCACAUGGGUACUAAUUGAAAACCCGAUUAACAAAGGCUUGUUUGUGUUAUAUUAAACUCUCAGCAUGGGAGUUGCUGAAGAAUUCGCUCCCAGCUUUUUAAAGAAGCCACAACUUCGUCAAGAAGAUGAUGGUAAUCGGUUGAUAUUUGAGUGUCAACUACUCUCGUCACCUAAGCCGGAAAUUGAGUGGUACCGCAGUGAUAAUUUGCUAACAGAAAAUGAAAGAACCAAAUUUAAAAUACAACCAAUUGGUGAUAAUAAAUUCACAGUUAUAUUAGAGCUCGAUGAUGUGAUUGAAACGGACGCUGGACUUUACAAAGUUAAAGCCAAAAAUAAAGCAGGAGAAGUUUCAGCAUCAAUUAAUUUAAAUUUCAGACUUGGCAAAUUUGAAAUCAGCGAAUCCGCCCGGCAAAUCGACGGUUUCGCGCCGACAUUCGCGAAAAGGCCCGCUAUCCGACAGGAGGAUGAUGGAAAGCGUCUACUCUUUGAGUGUCAGGUUAAUGCAGAUCCUGUACCAACCGUUUCAUGGUUUCACAAUGGAAAUUCCGUUAAAGAAUCGUCAAGGCACAAAACGACAGUUCAAAAAGAUGGUCAUUCCUACUUUGCUUCAUUGGAAAUUAAAAAUGUCACAGUUGAAGAUGCCGGAAAAUAUAAAGUGAAUGCCAAGAAUGAGCUAGGAGAGAGUAAUGCUACAAUAAGCCUCAAUUUUGACAGCGAUGAAGCACCGGUGCCUGAAGACGGCAUUAAGCCUACAUUUACUGAGCGUCCAGUUAUACGCCAAAGUGAAGACGGCGGAAAUGUAACGUUUGAAUGCAGAUGUGUCGGAGAUCCAAAACCAACUGUGACAUGGUAUCACGGACAAGAGGAAAUCAAGGAAGGUGGAAGAUAUAUUAUGUCCUUAUCUCUGGAUCAAAAAUUGUACUACAUGGCUCGAUUAGAAAUUAGCAGUGUUAUGUCGAGCGAUCAAGGAGAAUACCGCGCCCGUGCGACAAAUCAGCACGGCGAAGGCUUGGCAACCAUCAAUUUAAGCUUUGAGAGCGGUUCGAAAAAAAUUCCCGAUGGUAAAUCACCACGUUUUCCGAAAAAACCAACCAUACGACAAGAUGACGACAUAUUAAUAAUGGAAUGUAUAUUAGAAGCACAUCCGGUUCCAGACGUAACAUGGCACUGUGCUGAUAAGAAAAUUGAAGAUUCUAAACGUGCAAAGAUGUCGAGAAAAUCAAUUUCCAAGGAAAUGUAUGUUUUAACAUUGGAGAUACUGAACCCCACAACGGACGACGGUGGGAAUUACCGGUGCAAUGCCGUUAACAUGUACGGCGAAAGUAAUGCUAAUAUUGCACUAAAUUUCCAAGGUGUCAAUGAUGUUAAUGGAUUUGCCCCAUCGUUCAUCGAGAAACCACGAAUAAUUCCAAACGAGUCCGGUACAUUGAUUACAAUGAAAUGCAAAUGCAAAGCGAAACCCGAACCCACUGUCCGUUGGUAUAGAGGCACACAAUUGAUUAGUGAAGGGAAAAAACUUAAGAUCAAAUCGACUAUGAUUGCGGAAGACACUUUCGAAUUAACUUUAGAGAUACAGGAUCCCGGGGCAUCUGAUGGUGGCACUUAUCGUUGCAACGUACAAAAUGAAUAUGGCGAAUCAAAUGCAAAUCUUAAUCUGAAUAUCGAAGCUGAUCCAGAGCCAGAAGGUGAAGGGCCUACGUUUAUAGAAAAACCGCGUAUCGUUUCCGAAAAUCAAGGCAAACUGGUCAUAAUGGAAUGCAAAGUUAAGGCUGAACCGAAGCCAGAUAUUAUUUGGUAUCGUAAUGGUCAUGUGAUACAGGAAAAUAGCAAAAUUAAGAUGUUUAUGGAGCAGCGCGGAGAUCAAUACUAUAUUAAGCUGGAGCUGAUAGAUCCCCAGUUAGAAGAUUCUGGUCUUUAUAAAUGCAAUAUCAAAAAUACAUUGGGAGAAUUAAACGCAAACUUGACGCUAAAUAUUGAAAUCGUUCCUGUUAUUAAAGACAAGCCAAAAAUUAUAAAGAUUAUUAAUAGACGCGCUGUGGUUAUUGAAUGCACAGUAGCUUCCAAAUUUGAGCCAAAGUGCACUUGGUACAAAGAAGAGACAGCAGUUAACGAAAGCAAGCGUCAUGCUUACCUCGUCGAACAAACAAAGGAAGGCGAAUUUGCUGUCAAAUUGGAAAUCAAUGAAGUCGAGGAAACUGAUAAGGGUUCCUACAAAUUGAUAGCGCGCAAUGAGAAGGGCGAGGCGGUAUCACAGAUUGUCCAAUUCAUAGAUAUUCCAGAAGAGGAGCGUAAGCCCACUAAACCAGAGCUUGUUAAAAGGCUUGCAGAUCAAACUGUAACCGAAGCGAAGUCAUUUGAAUUGCUGAUUUCAUUAAAACAGAGUGAUCGCAAGUGUAAAAUCGAAUGGUACAAAGGUGUCACACUUAUCAAAGAAACUAAAGAGAUCACAACCACAUUUGACGGUGUUAAUGCUCGUUUAACCUUUAGCACAGCGCGUCAAGAGCAUUCCAGCAAUUAUAAGGUGGUAGUAAUCAAUGAGGCUGGUAAGACGGAAUCAAUUUGUAAAAUCACCGUCGCCAAGAAGGAUUCGAAGAAAAAAGACAUCGAAAAGGAUGCAGAAGAGAAACGAAAGGAAGAGGAAGAAGCAUACCAACCGGAAAAUGAAGUGAAACCGAAAGAAACGAAAGAGUCCGAGUUCCAGGAAGCAAAGAAAGAGCAAAACGUCAAUAUCGAAGAUAAAGCAAGAGAUGUUGAGAAAGAAGAUAAGAAAAUUAUUGAACAAUUUAUAAUGGAUGAACAAAAGAAAUCGCAUGAGCACGCAAGGGAAAAAAUAGAAGAAAUUUCAGAGAAGCCAAAAGAAAAAAAACCAGCGGAGGAAGAGCCAAAAGAGAUGCAACCUGAAAUAACCGCCAUUAGGAAAACUGAACGAAAGGCUCUGGGGAAGAAGCAAGAAAUUACGAUUAUAGAUGACGGGGAAGUGUCAUCCAGGCGCUCAUCGUUUGUGCAAAUUGAACAGAGCACCGUGGAGUCGCGUAAAUCAUCCAUUAUAGAAAAGGCGGCACUUGAGAAACCCGAAAAUAAGACAUUUGAAGCGAAUAAAAGUCCAAAGCAAUUUAAAGAAGAAAUACCAAAACUUAAGUUCGCUGAAAAACGAAAUAUUCCAAAGCAAGUGCAAGAAGAGAAGGCUAUAGUGGAAGAGCUACCAAAGUUACGUAAGACCUCUAUAGCCACUCCAAAAGAAGAAUCAAAACAAGAGCCUGCUAAGACUAAAGCGAAAGCGAAACCUAAGACAAAGCCCAAAUAUGAGGAACUACCAGAGAUUCCAGACUAUGAAAGACCAGUGCUGGAAAAAUAUGAAAAGUCAGAUUUCGAAGCAAGUGAUUUUGGUCGUGAACUUGACAUACCUUCAAAAAUGGAUAAGCCAGUAUUGGAAAUAGAGGAAAAGGCACCUGAAAAAGUUGUAUUGAAAAAUGGUGUGGCGAAGAAAGAGAAUGUUGAUCACAUCCCAGUUGAACAGCCCCAAGGCCAUAAAGUAGGCAAAGGCAAAAUACCAGAAGACAUGACUGGUGUUGACUCAGCGUCUUUGCGCCCAGUAAUUAUCGAACCAGAGGCAAAGGCGCCAAAAAAUUUUGCUCCAGCUGAGAUUCUUAAUGCAAACAAGCAUUUUCAGGACGGUAGUCAAUCACUUAAGGGGCUUAUUAAUCAACGCCGUCGCUCGUCGGUGCGAAAUCUAAUGCCAAAAGAGCCUAUUGAAAACGAAAGCUUUUUGGGUGUUGUUCUAAAGCCAGUAACAAAAGACCUAAAAGAUGAGCACGACCCACAGCAAACCCAAGCAAUGCUAAAGGAAACGGUGAAAGAAGGCAAGAUGAUGAGUGCGCCUGGCAAGACCAAGAUUUAUGUUUUAAAAAAACCUGAAGGUUUGCCAAUAAGCGUCGACAAAUAUAAGCGUCCUGAUAUAGAGAAAUAUGAAGAAAUGGAAUUUGAAAAGAGCAAAAAGGAUAAACUUGAAAAUAAAGAUGAACCUAAAAGUGACAUACUAAAGGUUCAAACCUCUGUGCCACAACCGUCAAAGGAUGAUAAGCCAACAACGCCAAAAAUACAACCACCGGCUCCAGGAGAGCCACCUAAAAUCGAGGUUGUACGUGAAAAAAGACCUUCACUUGCACCUGAACCUGCAAGUCGUCGUGGCUCACUGAUACCACCUGAGAUGGGACGCCGCCCAUCGCUUAUAAUAAAUGACGAGAAGAAACUGCGACCAGGUGAAGUGGCGGAUAACAGGGUAAGUAGCUAAGCAACAACACAUACCUGCUAACCUUUUGGCAAAACUCGCGAAACCCUCCAGUACAUAAAAGUACCAUGCUUUUUUUAACUUUUGAUGUCCUAUAAAAUGACUAUUUUAAGUUUUAGAUCAGAAAUAUAUCAGUUUCAUAUAAAUAAAUUUUCGAAAUGUGGAAAAAUAAAUAACUGAAAUUUCAGGAGAAAUUAUUUUAUUUUAUUUUAUAUUAGAUCAUUUACAAUAAACUGAAAUAUUAUUGAUUGACCGUUAGAGUUCAAGACUUUGUUGAAACAUUUUCGAGCUGUUCGAGGAUUUGAACUACUUCUUAGAGUGUUUUAUGGAAAAAUCAUAUAAUUUUUCUUUACCCAAAGUGCUUAUGCAAAAUAAAAACAUCGUCGAAAUAUCGAAAAAUAAAAUAUAAUUGUUGCUCUAUGACUCCACAUGUUCAAAUAUUGAAAGAAAAAAAUAUUCAGCAGUUGCGCAUUGAACAAGUUUUAAUCAUGUACCUACGGCUACUCGUAUCAUAAAUCUACUGCUUUCCACUUGUGCACGAAGGAAUUUUUAGAUUUUUGGAAUAAUACAAAUCAAAUUUCUCUCCAGAACCAUUCUCAACUAAUGUUUUGAUGACCAGCUGAAAGUUUCUUUUGUAUACGUAUUGUAUAUGUAUGUAUACAUUAUUACAUUAUUAGAAAUAUUCGCAUAAAUCCUUUUUAAUAUACAUUUUUACUUAAAUGUAAACAACGUCUUGAAUAAAGAUACUUCCUAAUUACAAUUUAUACAUACUGUAUUUUUGACAUAUGGUAUGUAGAUUUUAUCUAUACUUAAAUAAAUCAAACUAUGUUUCAAUAGAUUUAAAAUAUAUUCAAAAAUAUACAAACAAUUUAUAAUUUCAAAGCAAAAAAGGAACUUUACGCAUGCUAAUACACGUUUGUUUUUAAUUCUGUUGUACUGAUUCCUUAGGGGUAUUUGCUUGACCUUGCACGAUGCAAAACCGUUACAUAUUUGAUAACAAAUGACACAGUUUAUUUGAAGUUUCAAACUUCUGCGAAUGAAGAGAAGUUUUGAGUUUGUUUUAUGAAUGCCGCAUACCUCCGAAAAAGACAGAAUAAUUGAUUUUAUUAUUGGAGCAGCUGCUUUAGAUAUUCUGCAUAAGGAUGGUAAUUAUUUACUUGAUUUGUUAAACUUUAAAAAAUAUACUUUUACAAGCAUUUACUUCGUCACACUUUAUUGCAAGAAAAUAAAUACGGCGUCAGUCGUAGCAUAUUUUGCAGCUAUUGCAUAAAAUUUUUAACGUGUGUUUGGUUUUUGUGGUAUUGCAGGUAUUGUAUUUAAACAAUCCAUGCAAUCCGUGCACCGUCUCAUGCUUAUGCAAGGUAAAGAGAAUACCCCUAUUAUUCGGUACACAAUUUCUUCAAAAGUUGUACUAAGCAAAUGCUGUUACUAAGGCUGUUGCAAACUUUAUGAAAUUUAAUUCAAUUUCAAUUCGUAUCGUUUUUUAAAUACGAAUACUUUUUUGGAUUAAACAAAACAACAAACUUUUAAGAAUCUUUAUAUAGAAGAACCGUUAAUAAUAGAUGUCUUCAAAUGGUAGCGGCUCUAGAGUAAUGGCCAAAAAUUAAUUGUAGCUGAAUUUUAACGAUGUACGAGUAGAUGUACGCAUUUCAGAACAUUCGCAUAACACCUUCUCUAAAUCCUAGUGUUUCAUUGCUAUCGUAGCGUAUUUUUGUUCUUUUUUUUUACAUUUUAAGGUGGUGAAAUAUUUCAUAAGUGCUUAGAAGCAGUCCACUCAGGUACACGCUCAUUAUUCAAUCCAAAUACAAAAUACAUGCCGUAAAUUUUGUAUUCCAACAAAUUUUGUAUAAUUAUGAAUAUAUAUAUUUUGUAUCAGGGAAAUAUUUAAAGAACUUAAGAUAAGCACCUCUGGAUAAACUUCAAAAUGAUAAUAAUAUACUUCGAAAGAGGAAUACGAGAUAUUAUUAGUUAACGCAAAAGCGUUCAAAAUUUUUUUUUAAUCCUUUCUUAUUAUUAUUGUUAUUAAGCUCUAUUAUUAUUAUUAUUAUUGAAACUUCGAUCCGUUAGAAGCAGAUGUUUUCGAAACAAAAUGAAAUCGUUAACUUUGAAGCAGCACAGAAUUUUCGUUAAUGUUACCUUCGAAGUACACAUUGUUAUGAUUUUACUAAAUCAACCUCGAUGAUAUUCUGAAUCCUUCGGGUACGAU